Messenger RNA from Mycosarcoma maydis (corn smut), 1575 nucleotides. RefSeq names its product putative AMP-binding protein. The coding region runs from base 1 to 1575 and encodes 524 amino acids. The record is from RefSeq and is a predicted model, not a curated record. Gene Ontology annotation, molecular function: medium-chain fatty acid-CoA ligase activity. NCBI's taxonomy places the organism in Eukaryota, Fungi, Basidiomycota, Ustilaginomycetes, Ustilaginales. The transcript has a single exon. Gene Ontology annotation, biological process: fatty acid metabolic process.
AUGGCCAAUCUCAUGUCUGUCUUUACCCCGAAAGGGGGUCUGGAGGCAACGACGACUGCCAUCAUCCUUCCGCCUUCGUCGCCAACGCCGUUCACGUUCACCUAUGCCCGACUUCACGAACUUGUGCUCGACCUCCAGUCGCAGCUUGCUUCGUACAACUUGGCACCGGGAAUCGCUGUUAGCUCAUCGCUUGCUAACGGAAUCGAAUUUACGCUUGCCUUCUUGGCUACGGGUGCAGAGAGGCUGGUGGCUGCACCUUUGAACCCAAACUACUCGCAGGGCGAAGUGGAGUUCUAUCUGCAGGAUACCAAGUCGCAGCUGUUGCUCUUGCCCAAGGGCGCACUCAAGGCGGGUCACCCUGCCGUCGAGGCAGCCAAGAAGGUCGGAGGCGUCGAUGUGGUCGAAAUCGUGUUUGAUCCUAGCCAUUCCGGAAGCAUCUCACUUGUUCGUGCUGAUGGUAGCAAUGUCGGCAAGAAGUCGCAGAUUCGCAAGCCGCAGGAUGACGAUGUUGCUCUAGUGCUUCACACCAGUGGUACCACAGGUCGACCCAAAGGUGUCCCACUCACGCACAGAAACCUGUACACGACCAUGGGCAACAUCAUUGCUACCUACAACCUUACUCCGGUCGACCGCACUUACCUCGUUAUGCCGCUCUUCCACGUGCAUGGUCUCUUGUGCGGUUUGCUGGCCACGCUCCUGUCCGGAGGCAGCGCUGUGAUCCCUCCCAAGUUCUCUGCCAGCGUCUUCUGGAACGAGCUCUCUACCAACAAGUGCAACUGGUAUACGGCCGUGCCCACCAUUCACCAGAUGCUGCUCAACUCUCCGCUUCCGAAUCCGGUGCCCAAGCUGCGCUUCAUUCGAUCUUGCUCUUCGGCUCUGUCGCCUUCGACGUUCCACCAGAUCGAAAAGACGUUCCGGGCGCCGGUUCUUGAGGCAUAUGCCAUGACCGAAGCAGCGCACCAGAUGACAUCCAAUCCUCUGCCGCCCGCUAAGCGCAAACCGGGCACCGUUGGCAUCGGCCAUGGUGUUGAGAUCCGUAUCCUGGACGAGCAGGGCAACGAAGUGGCUCAAGGCACAAUUGGCGAAGUGUGCGUCCGUGGCACUAACGUCACCAAAGGCUACCUGAACAAUCCCAAAGCCAACGCCGAAUCCUUCGUCACCACGGCCGAGAACAAAGGUUUCUUCCGAACUGGCGAUCAGGGCCGCAAGGACACCGACGGCUACGUCGAACUCGUCGGUCGAAUCAAAGAGCUCAUCAACCGAUCUGGCGAGAAAAUCUCGCCGCUCGAAGUGGAUGCCGCUCUGCUCGCAGUAGACGGCAUCAAGGAAGCUGUCUCGUUUGGCAUGCCUGACAAGCUGUACGGCGAGAAAGUAGGCGCCGUCGUCAUCCUUCACAAGGGCAAGGAGUGCUUGGGCGAAAAAGAGAUUCAAGCUGCCAUGCAAGGCAAACUGACCAAGUUCAAGAUCCCCGAAAGAAUCUGGAUCACCGACGCUAUCCCCAAAACGGCGACAGGUAAGAUUCAGAGGAAAAACGUUGCUGCCACAUUCCUCAAGAAAGACGGUGCCAAGCUGUAG